Eurytemora carolleeae is the source of this 602-nucleotide messenger RNA. RefSeq lists its product as uncharacterized. The coding region runs from base 57 to 602 and encodes 181 amino acids. NCBI's taxonomy places the organism in Eukaryota, Metazoa, Arthropoda, Copepoda, Calanoida, Temoridae. The transcript has 8 exons. The record is from RefSeq and is a predicted model, not a curated record.
AUUCUAGGGUGUUGAUUAUUGAGGGUCGGCCCUAUGAAUCCCUGCUGGGAAGUUGGAUGGUUCCAGAUUAUCUACAAAUAUUAAACUUAUCCACAGAUCCGGCUCAGCUGGUUCAUCUGUACCGAUUUAAGGGAAACGAUCCAAUCAAUGAUAUAAAGACGAAUUACUAUCAUACUCUGGAUUCAUGGUUGAAGUACUUUAAAUUUGACCUGGAACUAUUAAAAUCUCCACUGAUUGACCCUGACAGGAGCAAAGGUUAUAAAACCAAGAUGAUUGAAUUACCAAGAUACCUGCAAGUGGGAAAACCUCCACAAUCCAAAAAUACAGAUUUUUUAGAUCCCGCGCUGCAAAAGAUGUUUACUCUACAGUGUGAUCAAAGACGACCUGAAUUGGGGAACUUCUAUCACGUUAAAUCCCCGCUUCUUGGACCUAACAUUUUGAUUAAAAGGACAGAACACAAGUUGUUGACGCAAACUUUACCCGGAGCCAGCACUGUUGAGACACUAAUAGCUCAGGGUGCUGGGUCGCAGCAGAUUUGUUUAUUAGAUGGAUUGGAAUCCGCGGAUUACGUCGAGUCAAUCCUAUCGGAAGACGACAUUUAG